AUGGCCUCCGCCUUCCUCUCCCCGCAACCUAGCGACACCACCACCACCGAUCCCCUCCUCGUAACAGUCCGCUUCUCAGCUUCCAUCCCAGACCUCCACCUCGACGUCCCCGAACCGGAAUCUACCACAGGCGCAGGCCUGAAACAGCUCAUCCGCACCAAUCUACCACCCUCCCUCUCAGCGCACCGUCUCCGUCUCAUCUAUGCCGGCCGCGGGCUAGAAGAUACAGCCCCGUUAACUUUCUCGCUGAAGCUGCCCCUUUCGCCAAGUCGCAGCCCGCGCCUACCUAUCACAGAUGACGACGACGAUGAUGGUGAAGAAGACCACGAUGAUGGAUCUUCUACCGCAAAUGGAAAGGGCAAGGGGAAGGGCAAGCAGCCUGUGCGCGAUACACGACCUAGAUUGUAUAUCCACUGCUCGAUUGGGGAUAUCGCUCUGACGGACGCGGAUCUAGUCGCUGAGGCAGGCAUGGCUUCAACGCUGCUCCUACAGCAACGGAAGGAUGAAGGUUAUGAGAAGACUAGCUCGAAUCUUUUCAGAUCGCAAACCAAACAACCUCGGCAACAUCAACAACAACAUCCUGCUACUGCUACUGCUGCUGCAACCACUACGACAACGCCCGCCCCCCGCGGCUUCGACCGCCUCCUCGCCGCAGGCUUUACCCCCGCAGAGGUAACAGCCCUCCGCUCACAAUUCCUUGCCGUGCAGUCCGUCUCCCGUACGCCGGACACCAUGCCCUCCGGCGAAGAGCUGCGGGAUCUAGAGGACAGAUGGAUGGACGAAGGGUCGACGGCUGCGCAGGCGCAGGCGGGGGUGGUGGGCUUGACGGGGGUGGUGGGGGGAUUGGAGGGGAUGAUGAUGGGGGGCUUGGGUCUGGUUCGCGGGGCGCGAUGGACGAUAUGCUUUGGGGAGCGGUGA
Messenger RNA from Penicillium lagena, 918 nucleotides. RefSeq names its product DSC3 family protein. The transcript has a single exon. Gene Ontology annotation, biological process: protein processing. The record is from RefSeq and is a predicted model, not a curated record. Gene Ontology annotation, cellular component: Dsc E3 ubiquitin ligase complex; endoplasmic reticulum. The coding region runs from base 1 to 918 and encodes 305 amino acids. Lineage: Eukaryota; Fungi; Ascomycota; Eurotiomycetes; Eurotiales; Aspergillaceae.